Molecule: messenger RNA, 6308 nt
Organism: Poeciliopsis prolifica (blackstripe livebearer)
Lineage: Eukaryota; Metazoa; Chordata; Actinopteri; Cyprinodontiformes; Poeciliidae
Product: pleckstrin homology domain-containing family O member 1-like
Exons: 10
Coding region: 202-2184 (660 amino acids)
Biological process (GO): regulation of myoblast fusion
Cellular component (GO): muscle cell projection membrane; ruffle membrane
Source: RefSeq, a predicted model, not a curated record
UCAGACAACAGCCGCGGCGCUGAGGAGGAGACGCGAGCGGCGUGGACCCGAGUGGACACGGCGGCACCGACACCAGGACCUCAGCGGGGCCCGGAGCGACCAGUGUCCGGGCUGCAGCGCCCUCCGGGCCGGACCGAACCUCCUCCUUCUUCCCCAGCGCUCCGACUGCGCGGUUCCCCCCGGGAGUGAAGAGGAGGGAGGAUGAAGAAAAGCAACCAAAGCAUACGGGGCUUCCAGGACUCCGGUCCGCUCGCCGUCCAGCAGCCGGAGAAGGCGGGUUGGAUCAGGAAGUUCUGCGGUCGAGGGAUUUUCCGGGAGCUGUGGCGGAGCCGGUACCUGGUGGUGAAAGGAGAUCACCUCUACAUCUCAGACAAGGAGGUUAAAGAUGAGCGUAAAGCCCAGGAAGUGUUUGACCUGGCUGAUUACGAGCGUUCAGAGGAGCUGAGGAAGGCGAAGAGUCGGAGCAAGAAGAACCACAGUCGCUUCACGUUGCUGCGCUGCAAGCAGCGAGGAAACACGGUUCCUAACCUGGUGUUUCUGGCUGUGAGUCCGGAGGAGAAGGAGUCCUGGAUCAACACGCUGAACGUGGCUAUAAUCAAGGCUAAGAACAGAGUUCUGGACGAGGUGACCAUUGAGGAGGACAGCGCUCUGGAUCAUCUGACCAGAGAUCGGGCGAAGAUCCCUCACAGCCGCCGGCUGCCGACCAGAGGACACCUCAUGGCCGUGGCCUCCACCUCCUCUCACGGCAUGCUGACCCUUGACCUGGUUGCCGAGGAGGACGGUUUCUGCCUCGAUUAUGACGACGACGAAUCCUGGGAGGACAGCUUCCGGGUCGACCUGCAGAAAGAUGACUCUGGAGGCGAGGUCGGAGGUCGUCAGCGGGCGGGAACCGACGUCUCGAAGCUGCGGGUGACGACCAAAGAGCCCAAAGUGAAGACGGGGAGCCUACCGAGAGGCAGCGAGCGCUCCUGGGGAAAACAGCCACACCUGGACGCCUCGAAAGUCCAAAAGAACCAGCAGGUCCUUCAGGCCCAGUCUCGAACGCCGCAGCCAGGGAAGAGGUUCAGCAUGCAGGGUCGGAGCCGCUGCGCCUCCAUGGAUGAAGUCCUGUCCUCCAGACCGGCAAUGAUUCGGUCAGAGUUUCGUUCGGCUCUUCGGCGCUGUCCGACCGAAGAGGAGGCGGGCGGCGGCCCUUCCGCCCAGCCGGUGGGCCAGCUGCAGAGCCUCAUCGCCCAGAGGAUGCAGAGAGCCCAGGAGCUGCUGGAGGAAAUGAGGCUGCAGGAGCUGCAAAAGGCCAAAGCGGAGAGAGAACGAGGCGGCAGCUCAACGUACCUGAAGGGGAUCAACUCUCCUCGGCUUCACCACCUCAGGGGCUCAGACUCUCCCCACUCCAGUAGAUCGUCUGGAUCUCCGAGGAGCAGGAGCAGCGACUCGCCUCGCCUCCGGGGCAAAGACUCGCCCCGCCUCAGAGGAAGAGAGUCUCCUCGAUCCAAAGCCAAGAAGAACCGCUCCAAAGCUGCCGACUCGCCUCGCUCCAGAGGGUCUCACUCUCCUGCAGGUAAAGUCGCCGACUCGCCUCGCCUGAAGGAUCCGAGCGGCUCUCCUCGAUCCAAGAGCUCCGACGCUCCAAAACUGAAGGGGUCAUCAGGUCCCAGCGCCAACAGAAAGGAUUAUUCUCCUCCACAGAAGACUCCCGAGACGCCGCCAUGUUUGAAUAGAUCCAACUCCUGUCAGGCGGAGGGAUCCGGUUCGUUGCAGGGCAGCGAAACCGACUCCCCUCAUUUGGGCAUCAUUAAGGAGAACCAGCAGAACCAAAACUCCCCAGGUCUGCACAGAUCCUUCGACUCCGCCCAACCCAAAACCCCCGACAAACUCCGCCUUUCUCCUCCUCCUCUGGAGCCGCCUGAAGAGGAUCGGGAGGUGGAGAGGCGGCGCGCCGAGGCCGAGCGGCUGCUGGCGGAGGCGGUGUCGUCCUGGAAGGAGGCGCAGGAGGUCCUGCAGGAGGUGAAGGAGCUGCAGAGCCAGACGCUGAGGCGGCAGCGCAGGAGGACCUACGAGAAGAUGACAACGGCGGCGGCAGCUCCGCAGCCUGCGGCAACCGCAGCAACCGCAGCCGGAGAGGAGGACGACACUCCGGCCUCCCCGACGUCACCGGAGGACGAGGAGGAGUCCGAGACGCCAUGACGAGAACAAACAUCUGGCAGCGCUACUCUGCAUGCUUACACUGCAAAAAAACUAAAUCUCACCUCAUUUGUUUGGUCUAGUUUCUAGUGCAAAAAGCUUAGUGCUCUUGAAAUAAGACAAAACUAACUUAAACGUAACAUUUCUGCUAGAUAUAGAGGCUUAUUUUAGUAAAUAAUUUUUUAUAGUUGACCUGCUAUGCUUCUUUGAACAGAAUAUUAUAGAUCUAUGGGUUAUACAAAAAGUUAAUUACAUGUUUUGCAUAAAAUCAUUAUCGGAUAAUUAGAUUUCAGACUGGUAAGUUUAGAGUUCCUUCCAGUUGUUUCAGGGCGUUUAGGUGCUGGCCACGCCCGAAAUCAGUGUUUACACUCUAUCUUUAAAAUGGCUGCAAACAGAUACGCAAUCAUACAUCUUUGAAAAGCAGAAGUAGAACCUCCUGCACAACCAACAAGAACGCAGCAAGUGGUUUCUGGACGGUAAGUCAGAAACAAAACACUUGUCUUUUCCAGCAGCCAUUGUAAAGCACAUAGACCAAUAAAACAGCAGACCGAACAUCCUUGACCUCAGAUUGAGUUGCUAAGCAACGGGCAGUGAUAGCUGAUUUGUGAGGUUACAGUCGUAAAUUUUUAAAUGACUCAUUUUCCAGACACCAGAAAUACCUAAUUUAUUUCCAGGUACCAGGUUGGUGUUUUUUAAGCACUUUGGUUGUUUUUAGAAGCAGUAAAUAUCCAAAUUUAAGUAAAGACAUGUGAAUUUUACUCAAUAGGUUCCCCUUAAUAUUAACAGAAAAAGUACUAAUUUCUCUGAUUAUUUAACUUAUAACGAGACAUUUUCUUAUGUUAUCAAUAAAAAAUAAUCUCCCAAUUGAACUAGAAUUUUUCUAUCAAUAUUAUGGAAUUAUUUACAUAAAAAAGUUUCUGUUUCUUGCUGAAAAAUUACUUGCAACUUAGUUUUGUCGUAUUUCAAGUGUAAUAAGAUAUUUGCUCUAAAAACUACACCAAAAACACUUGGUAAGAUGUUCUGUGUUUGCAGUGUAUGCACAAAAAACUAACAACGUUUACACAAUUUCUACAUUGUUGAUCAUGUUUCCCAAAAAAGUUCCAAAUUUUCAUUGAUUAAGGCAACAAGAUGCACGUGACGAUAAAUGUGGAUUAUUCAAACACCAGGGAUACGUUUCGUUCCAGGGGAUUUAUUGACUUUAAUCCUGUCUGGCGCUCCGUCGUCACCAAGCAGAAAGCCCCUCUCUGCUGUCAGGAAACCUCCAUCUGUGGCGGGAGCUCCACAUUUAAUUUUAAUUACCGCAGCUUUAAUGGAGAGGAGCUCCUCUUCACCUCCUCUCACGAUGCUGCACGGCUUCCUUCUUUGUCUCCGAAGAGAAAACCCUCUCCGUUCAUUUUUAAACCGAGAUGUCAAACCUUUUUAUGACAGUCAACGAAGAGCACAAAAUGACUUUUUUUUUUAAAAAGAAAAAAGAAAAAAAUGAACUUCCGAUUUCUGCACUGAUUUAAAACUUUAACCUGCUUGUUUGCUGAUAUAUUACUGAGUCUUCUUUGUAGCAUUUCUUUCAAAAAACGUUUUUGAAAUCGCUUGACCGUCUGAUUUAGUUGUAGCUUAAAGGUGACCUAUUAUGCUUCCUUGAACAGUUUAGGGUAGUUUUAUGGGUAAAACCAGCAAACCAAUCGCUCUGGAGCUCCACUUGGAGCAAUGUGGCUCUUUUGCCAAAUACCAAAACAUGUGAUCUUCUUAUCAGAAAAUGGCUUUUUAGCGGUUGGUGUAAGUCUAAAAAUGUAUAAUAGGUCUCCUUUAAUGAGCAGCAGACCUGCUGAAGCUUCAUUCCAGCUUAUUGUUGAUUUUCAAAUAAGCUGCAUCCAAAAUCAGGGAGUUUGAAGUUAUAAAAAAUGAGCAAAAAAAAAAAAAAAAAAGAAGCAAUAAUAACUGAUUUUUAAAAAUUAUUAUUUGUUUGUGAUUUCAGGCUGAAAAAAAGCCGCAGACCAGCUCAGAUAUUAUAAACUCUGCACUAUGGACUGAACUUCUUUGUAACAAUUUUGCUGCAACCAGCUUUUACUGUAUGAUUGAAAACUGAAGUCAGGAUUUUAUUUGCACAUUUGCUGAAUAUUUGAUAGUUGACUUUUUAUUAAAUCCUCACUUAGUGUUUGAUUUUUUGAAAAUAAUUUGUCCCUUUAAAUUAAUUCCCAUCGGAACAUGAACAAAUGUGCUUCCUUUAUAUACAAGAUCAUCCAUUAGAUUUCAAUAUCAAGAAAAAAAAUCAACCGAGUUUCCAAAUAAUGAUUUCAUUUAGUAAGGGAAUAAAGAGCCAAACUAACUUGAUCCUGUGUGGAAAUUAAAUUGAUCUCAAAAACUAAUAAUUGGCCACAUUUCAUCUCAAUGAUGAGAGAAAUAAAUACUUUUUUGCAUAAAUACUUUUUUGUAAUUCUACCACAUCUUUCAAAAUCUUCAGGACCAUAAAGAUACUUCCAAGAAAUUAAAAAAUCUUAUGAUUAUGCAACUCAUUACUACUGAAAACUAACUAUGAUGCUUGAACUAUUAUGUCACAUUUAUAAAUGUUACACUGUUGAUAUUUAAUAACGCUUGUUUAGCUGAAAAACUGGGUUGUCUACUAGUUCUCAAUUUUUUCCCUCUGAAUAAUAAAUUAUUUUCAUACUUCAUUUGUAAUUUUUAUGCUGCAGUUGAAGUUAACCCAUCUAUAAACCCACCCACGGAAACUUUCAAAGACAUAGAGGCCUUGGCGACAUGAAAACAAUCUUUAUAUUUGUUGAUGUUUCGAAAAACGGUUGUUGUCUACGCAGUUGUUUCCAGAUGUUUCUUCAUCCACACUAAAAACUCUGAAUAACACACAAAAUGCUGUAGAAACUACUCCAGGCCUGUGGGCGGCGCUGUGACGCCACCGCAGAAAUACACCAAAGCACAGAAGAAAGUGUUCGGUUAAGUGGGCUACAACGUCAAAAACCAACUCAUAAAACAUGGUUAUAGCUGCACUAAAAGAUCAUUUUCACACAUGAAAUGUUGCAUUAAAGCCAGUUCACAAACCAGAAACAAUAUAAUAAUACAUGUGUGUUUUUCAUGGUUGCAUAUAGACGGCACCCAAACAUUAGCAACAGUUAGCUCGCUAGCUCAAAUCAACCGUUCAAUUGAGACUUUAACUAGCUUGCUGGCUAACGGCCAUUAGGCAAACACUUACAGGACAAAUUGAAAAAUGUCAGCUAGUAUACGAUUUGGCUAAAUAACUACUAUUCCUGAUCACUUCUGAAUUUUCAAAUUUACAGCAGAAUAAAUGCCACAACUUUAAAAGUUCAUUGGGGACAUGAAGGAUGCUAAGAGCUGCUAAUGUUCUGUUAAGGUUGAAUAUUGUCUCUGUAAAAAGUCACAUUUUGUAAGAUAUAACUUUCUUAUUUAUGUUUGCAGUGUCGCAAUGUUUGAACAAUUUUUCAUCCAGUUUGUGAGUUUUUGCACAUUUGUCAUAAAUACUGAGAGCAUGGAUAAAACAGCACUGAUGCUGACAGAGCUAAAUCACAUUGUGAGUUAUCUGUACUGUGAGAUUUUGAGAGGACGUGAAACAACUGUAUUCAUUUGUAAUUUAUUUCUAUGUUUAUGCACAUUGAAAAAAAAUGCAUUUUCUAGGCAGAAUCCAAUGCUGUAAUCACUGUUUAUAUAGAAAUAUGAGUUCCUGCGUGGUUUUACUUGACUUCAGAUAUACCUGUUUAUGUUUUUAUGCAUUGUGGAAACACCAAAACAAAAACACUGCUGAUUUUCUGUGCAACUACUGCUAAUGCAAACUAUAAUAAGCUAAACUGCUGGUAAGGUGAGCAGCUUCCCCUGCUUUGUUUUGCUUUAGGUUAGUUUCAACACCAUGACGGGUUUAUAGAAAACUUCUGAGUCGAACUGACUCAAAGCAGGUCGAUUCAUCUCACCUUACGAGCUGAUGAUUUUUAUUUCUUCUUUAAAUAAUAAUACAAAAACAAGGUUGUUGGACUAAUAUGUGGAUGGUGAUGUAUGUAUGUGCAUUUUGCAUUAACUUGUAUACGGCUCCAAAUACACAAUGCAACUGCAAAGUUGUGAAAUAAAAUAAAAAAAGACUUUGACCUUUACUCAAAUGAUGCCAAAAUUCA